UGCAAGAAACCGCAACUGAUGAAGCAAAUCAGGUGUAGUAUAAAACCUAGCAAGAUGCCGCGUACAGCUCAAGAUGUAAAUGAUACUUCUCAUAUCAACUUCAAUCUUCGUCAUUUCUCCUUCUUUCCAUUGCCACAAGUCACCUAAGAAAUUCUCACAGCUUACAAGAUGUCUUACACUAAGGUCAACCACGGCGCCAGCUACCCGGCCAUCUCUGCAUCUAAUCCCGCCAACUCCGCUGCGGGUAAAGUCGUACUCAUCACCAGAGCUGGAUCAGGCAUCGGACAGGCGGCGGCUUCCUCCUUUGCCACCGCCGGUGCCAAGGCCCUGAUUCUCAUCGGCCGUCGCACGGAACCCCUGACGAAGACAGCCGCAACCAUCUCUCAAAAGGGCCCUGACGUGCAACUUCGCCUUCACGGAGCCGACAUCAGCGAUGCCAAGGCCAUGAAGUCUGUCAUGGCUGAGACUGUGUCUACCUUUGGACAAAUUGACAUCGUCAUCCACGCAGCUGGUGUGCUCCCGGCUCUCGGCCCAAUCUCGACAAUGCCUGUCAAAGAACUUUGGAAAGCGCUGGAAGUCAACAUCAAGGGUACUUUGAACGUAGCGCAGUCUCUCUUGGCCACUAGUAUCUCCGGAAAGAGGACCGGUCCGAAGCCUGUUUUAGUCAGUCUCAACACCGCGGGCAUGCUCAUGCCUCCUGUCCCUGGAAUGGGUGGUUACGUCGUCAGCAAGGCCGUCCUGCCGAAACUGAUGGAGUAUCUGGCUGCGGAGAAUUCCGAUAAGCUGAGAACUGUGACGGUUCACCCUGGUGUCAUCCGAACGCCGAUGGCGAAGGAACUCGAGGAGGCGGGGCUGAAGUUUCCUUACGAUGAUGUCUCUCUCCCUGCGGACUUUCUGGUCUGGGUCACCAGCCCCGAGACAUCUUUCCUGAAUGGCCAGUUCGUGUUCGCGAACUGGGAUGUGGAAGAGCUUAAGGCUCGUAGGGCCGAGAUUGAAAAUGGUACGGAACUGAGCUUGGUGCUCAGUGGACUUUCACGGCACAAGUGAAAUUGCCUCAACUGACUAUUUGAGGCGACGUCCUCGGUCAAAAGGAUACUUCUUGAUCUUGUCAUAACGUGCGGUACA
This is a messenger RNA of Colletotrichum acutatum, 1125 nucleotides long. RefSeq names its product putative NADP(+)-dependent dehydrogenase. Gene Ontology annotation, molecular function: oxidoreductase activity. Bases 169 to 1047 code for a protein of 292 amino acids. The transcript is spliced from 2 exons. The record is from RefSeq and is a predicted model, not a curated record. Gene Ontology annotation, cellular component: cytosol. NCBI's taxonomy places the organism in Eukaryota, Fungi, Ascomycota, Sordariomycetes, Glomerellales, Glomerellaceae.